Messenger RNA from Rhodotorula toruloides NP11, 2904 nucleotides. Its product is annotated as histidine kinase. NCBI's taxonomy places the organism in Eukaryota, Fungi, Basidiomycota, Microbotryomycetes, Sporidiobolales, Sporidiobolaceae. The record is from RefSeq and is a predicted model, not a curated record. Bases 1 to 2904 code for a protein of 967 amino acids. Gene Ontology annotation, molecular function: histidine phosphotransfer kinase activity; phosphorelay sensor kinase activity. Gene Ontology annotation, biological process: protein autophosphorylation; phosphorelay signal transduction system. The transcript is spliced from 13 exons.
AUGCGGGACCCGCCCGCAGCGUCCACGGGCAGCGCUCGCCUCGAUAAACCCGAUCGAGCAGCCGAUGGAACUCGAAGUGUCGUGCCGCCCUCGCUCGCAGACUAUCUCGACGACUUGCCGCUGCCAGCAUGCGUCUUUGCCCACUCGACCUUCACCCGAGACGCGAUCGCCCCGCCCGCGUACCAGAACCUCGCCUUCGAAGCCCUCCUCGCCCAGGGCAAGGUCUUGUCGGACGACACAACGCUCCCUCACCCUUUGAACGACAUCGAGCGCACCCUCCUCGACGUAAUCGACGAGCCAAGUUUUGCUCAACUCCGGCAAUGGCUUCUCGAAGGCGUCGCGACCUUCCCCUCCUCAUCGUCCUCUCCUCGUAAACGCCCUCGCCAGUCCUCGCAACGCCAUAUCGCCCUCCAGCUCGACGAGAACAUCUCCUUCCCCAAGCUGCGAUGGCGGGCUUCCGUCAGGGAUGGGUACACCGUCUUGACGCACUUGCCUGCCGUCGAGUUGGUUCACGGAGGAGGCGUCAAGUCGGCGGCUGUUCAGGAGGAAAGGACAGGACGAGCUGGAGUGGUACGGUUGGGCGAGCUGGAAGUCUCUGCGGACCGCGUGCGGGACGCGACGAGCCUCGAAGGACUCGCAUUCACGCUGUGGCACUCGCCAAUCGGCAUGUUCCGCGUCAACAAGGACCUCCAAGUCACGCAAGCCAACCCGGCUUGGCGCAAGACGAUCGGAAUUGGUCCAGGCGAGUCCAACGACUCGUGGGGCAACCGGAUCCAUCCAGAUGAUACGGAGCGAGUCUUUGCGCAUUACGCAGAAAUCGCAGCGACUUCGCCUUUGAGGCGCGACGAGUGCGAGUGGAGGUGGUUGAUGGGCGACAAGGAGCAGAAUAGGGUGUGCGUGAUUGAGCCGGUCAUCAUCGAGGGCGUGAUGGAGGGGUACAGCGGCUACCUCGAGAACAUCGACGAACAAAAAGCCAUCGUCUCCGCCUCCCAAGCGCGCGAAGCCCAACUGCAAACCGAACUCGCCAUCUUGUCCGACACCUGCGCCGUCGGCCUUUCGCGCCAUGCGCUCGACGGGACGUUCUUGAAUGUCAACCCGGCUUGGCAUGCGAUUGUUGGGAUGGACCCGGAGGAACCGUUGGAGAAUUGGAUGAAGAAUCUAGUACCGGAAGACCACGACCGCGUCAUGACGCUCGAGACGCGCGAUUCGCUUAGCAUCCAGUUCAAGUUCAAGAACGGCCGAGUCUGCCUGACACAGAUCACGCCAAACCAUCGGGAGAAGGACAAGGCGACUGGCUGGAUCGGCAGCACGACCGAUGUCACUGCCCAAGCCCGCGCAGAAGAAGCGAUCCUGAACGUCUCGAAGGAGCGAGAGGCGCGGGCGAAGAAGGAGGCGGAGGAGGCGGAGCAGCGCAGACGGAUUGCGGUCGAGGAGAAGCGCCAGCAGGAGCUGUUGAUUGAUGUCACGAGUCACGAGAUUCGGAAUCCGAUCAGCGCCAUCCUGCAGAACAGCGACUUCACUCGUUCCUCUCUCCAGAAGCUACGUGACACCCUCGUCGUCCUCCAACAACGCAACGCGCUCCCCUCCGAACUCGCCGGCUCCGCCCUAAACGACCUCGACGAAGACAUCGAAGCGCUCGAUGCCAUCACCGAGUGCGGAAUGGCGCAGGAACGGAUCGCGAACGAUAUCCUCGGCCUCGCGCAGAUCCAGCUCAGCAAAUACAAUAUCGCACCGAUCGAGUUCGACUUGACCACGAGCUUGCGCAACAUCUGCCGAAUGUUCAAGAAUGAGUGCCGGACGAAGGAUAUCGAGCUGAACUUGAUCAUCGGCUCGUCUCUCGCUCGUCUCGGUCCGAAAGCUCGCGUCUUUGCCGACCCAGCCCGCCUCACGCAAAUCAUUGUCAACCUCCUCUCCAACGCCAUCCGCUUCACCGCCAAAUCCUCAAGCCGCAUCGUCACCCUCUCCGUCGAGCUCUCUUCCACCCGACCCGCCGACGACGCACCCAUCGUGCCUCCGAAAGGCGAAGACGAUGUACGGCGAAUCGAAGCUGGUCAACCGAUUUUCUUGCUUUUCUCGGUCGAAGAUACGGGUCCGGGGAUGACGAAGGAGGAGACGAGUCGGUUGUUUGCGAAGUUUAUGCAGGCGUCGCCGUUCACGCACACGACUUGGGGAGGGUCGGGACUCGGCUUGUGGAUUGCUCGCAAUCUAUGCGAACUCCAAGCCGGCCGCAUUGAAGUGGCCUCGACAGUCGGCAAAGGCUCGAUUUUCCGCUGCUUCAUCACCGCGCGCGCGGUCGACAACCCCGAUGCGUUCCGAGACCAGCAGGCGUCGUUCUCGGAGGGCUAUGGUGGGCCUGUUGGAGGAUUGAAGAUGACUGUUGGACAGAGGGGAGGGGAGGAUGCGCCGUUGAAGGGGAUGACGGUCUUGUGUUGCGAGGACAACCAAAUCAACCGCACCGUCCUUCGGCGACAGCUCACCAAGGAAGGUUGCGAGGUCCUCCUCGCCUGCGACGGGCAAGAAGGGCUCGACCAGCUGCAGCGUCGUGCGGACGGAACAAUCGACUGCGUCUUGAUGGACAUCGAGAUGCCCGUCAUGGACGGUCUCGCCGCUACUCGCGCAAUCCGACAUGCCGAGUCGACUGGCCAGCGACGAGGACACCAGCCCAUCAUCGGAUUGACAGGAAACGCCAGGUCCGGCCAGCGCCAGAUUGCGCUCGACGCCGGCAUCGACGUUGUCGUCACCAAGCCUUACAAGAUGCCUGAACUCAUCUCGCAGAUCCGCUCACUCCUGGCCGGCGCUUCGCCUUCUGCCUCGCCUUGCCACCCUUCGGCACCGCUCCCUCCCAUACAUGCUCCCGCGCCAGAAACGACUUCGGCCCGCCCAAUACCCACGCCCUCCGCCUGA